CAGUAUGGUGUGCAUGCAAGUCACGCCCCGAAGCAGGUUGAGUCUCACCCCGGAACAAAAUGCGCCAAAUUCUUUGUAACAGGGACAUAGCUCCAGCAGUUCCCGUGGCAGCGGCAGACGUUCGUGCGGACAAAGAGGCAGGGAAGACUUGACUGACGCUCUCGCUCCGGCACGGCUCACGGCUCAGGCCUCAGGCGGUCUGCGGCCGCGGGGCGGCGGCGAGGACCAGGUUCCCGGUGGCGCGUCGCGGGCGGAAGCACAGGAUGGCGAGCGCGCGCACGAAGAAGCCCCGGGCCCGGCGCUGCCAGCGAUCCCUCUUGAUCGGUCCUUUGUGAUCGGGUCGGGGUCCUGGUCCUGCGGCCGCCAUGUUGGGUGCAUCGGCGGCGGAGCGACGGCGCGCGGCCACCAUGAACACGGGCCUCCUCUUCGCGGUCCUGGUCCUCGCCACGGCCUCCGUCUUCGUCGACGCGACGACCGUCGCCGUCGUCGAGAGGACAUCGGCGACGCAAUGGGGGCGAGUGGCUGCCGAGUUUUUCAACAUGAAUGUCGUCUGUGGUCAGUGCGAUGACUUGUGCCCCAAGAGCCCCUACGUAACCCCAGAGGAGAGCAGAAAGGCUGCUGCUCUCCAUUGGGCGUGCUACAUUGGAUGUCGUACAACAUGUCUACUUCAAAUGGGACCUGAUAAGUUUGAAUAUGAGACAUCAAAGAAUCUUUGCAUUAAAGGAUGCCAUGAUGAAUACAAAUCAAGCCCAGAAAAUGAUAACAUAUUUUCUCGUGCUUGUGUAGAGGCUUGCAGUGGAAAAGUUGUGUCUCCAAAAAUUACACCAGCGGAUCUGUCUCGAGCCUAUGCCCAGCUUGAUUUGGAAGAAACGGAAACAAUUCUCUUCGAUCCUGCUAUAGAUAUCAAAAAUGGUGGAUUAUCUCGCUCUAGUUAUAAAACUAUACCACGUAAAGAUUCUUUGGGUAUGUACACCAACAUCAAAAGGAGGCUUGCUGGAAAAACAUCUUUAGAACAUGUUCUGACCUUCUUUAAAGAUCCUUCUACUGACCCUGUUUUAGCUGGUGCCAUUGCCAUCCCACUUUGCUUGACUCUUUUUGGUCUCAUGUGCUAUCUAAUGUAUGUUGUAUCGCUUGCGAAGAGAGCCAGGAAAGUUAGGGUAAUACGCAUACGACGUGAGGCUCGUGAGGCUCGUGAAUUACAACUGUCUCGUAGUGUUCUCCGUGUUCACCUGGAAUCUGAUGACAAAAAAGUCCCACUCCUCUCCUCUGACUCUUCAGAGGAUGACUUUGUUCCUCCUCCUUCUCCUCCUCCAAAAUAUUCUGAUAUAGUUCAGACUGUGUGAAGCUCCCGCAAGCAACCUGAGUUUAAACCUCAGAAAUUUCUUUUCUUGAAAUUUCACCAACUUUUAUUAUUUUGGUCAUUCAAACCAUCUUCAGUCAAAUUAGAGACAGUAGUUCAAUUUUCUGUGCAUAAGUGAAUCUUUUGGAAGAAGAAGAGGAACUCUGUCAUUUGAUCAACCACUACAUAGCAUUUUGAGUGCGAUUUUUUACCCCUGUAGUUUGAUAAGUAUUGGGUAAGACCAGUGUAUUGUCACAUACCUUUGUAUCUUUGGGUUUUUCAUCUCUAGCACUUUUUCCCUUGUUUCUGUUUCAAUAAGAUACAGUCCCAGCAUGAGAUCAUAGUAAGAAAUUUAAGGGCUUUAGUAAAGAAGGGAGACAGAUAGAUUUAUGGAUAUUCAUGCUAACAAGAUUUAAAAAUUCGUUCACCUCUCACAACUGUGGUAACAGUCACCCAAAAAUUUUCUUAUAUCUUUUUUUCUACCUUUAUAUUUGGUGCACCAAGUGAUUGAAUUGUCGGUACUUAUUACAUUACUAUACCAAAGAUUGUAUGCUUGGAAGAUUGUGUAUGCGUUCAAGCAUUAGCACAGUUACCAAAUUCAGAGAUUUGAUGGCAGAAGUAUGUGUUUGCGUUUACCAAGUACUGUUUUACUGAAACAUUGUGAUUUAUUAUUUAAUUUUUCCCUGUUUUAUUGUGAUAAUAUUAAUAUUACUGUACCCUUCUGAGCAGUGUAAGUUAAUCUUUGACAUUUCUCCUGUUUUGUAUGAUAUAAUGGAGUUAAAAUCUGAGAUGGAUGUAAUUUCUUAAUUACAAUCUUUCAUUGUUAUGAACAAAGGGUCUUGGAAUUGAAAAUGUUUAAAAAAGAUCUCAUCCUUGAUUUAGUUUACAGUGAAGUUUGAAGCCAUUCUGUAAUUUGUUUUGGGUACGUUAUUCAAAGUGUUCCCUGCAUUGUCAUUUUUAAGGCAUCUCAUUGAUUGAAAUCUGAAUGAUGUUUCCAAAAAAGUUACAGGGUGUAUAUUCAAGCGAAAUAGCUACAAGAGUCUUAAUCCAGCAUGAACAACUUAACAAUGUUUCUUUUUACACCCAUUAUUAUUAUUAUUAUUAUUUCAUAGCUCCAGUGCUUGAACCUUUAAAUCGGCAGCUCUUUUAGUUUGGCUAACAUGUUAAAGGUAGAGUUAAAUGCAUUUUUCACUGUUAGAGAAAACAUGUGCUGAAGACAUACCUAACGCAAAGUCAUCUUUAUUACUAUUUAUAUGAAGUAGGUACUCAGCAUUUAUUAUUUUUUACGUUUCUGAUUACUUACUUAAGUUUAGAUGGUAGGUGUUACCGAAAACUUAAUACUUGUGUGCUUUUAUGGUAUAAUUCAAAAUCCAGUCAUUUUCUUAAGUAUUAGUUUGUGAUAAAACCUUUGUAACUAGCAUUUGCCUUGCUGCCAUUAUAGUGGUAGUUGUCUGGUUAUAUAGAUUUUCUGUGAUGUUUCCAUCCAUACCCAGCAACCAAACAACAGUUUCGUUACUUCUUGGAUAAAUCUGAAGUACUGAUAUGUUUGUAUGUAAAUAUUUUCUACACAUUGGC
Messenger RNA from Frankliniella occidentalis (western flower thrips), 2914 nucleotides. RefSeq lists its product as uncharacterized. The record is from RefSeq and is a predicted model, not a curated record. Bases 366 to 1343 code for a protein of 325 amino acids. The transcript is spliced from 8 exons. Lineage: Eukaryota; Metazoa; Arthropoda; Insecta; Thysanoptera; Thripidae.